Owenia fusiformis is the source of this 1480-nucleotide messenger RNA. The record is from the annotation of a GenBank genome assembly. NCBI's taxonomy places the organism in Eukaryota, Metazoa, Annelida, Polychaeta, Sabellida, Oweniidae.
GAAGUAUUGAAAAUAAAAACGAAAUACAUAAUGGAGAAGGCUCACGAUCCCAAAGAUUUGGAUUUAACUGCUUCAGGACGUGGAGUCUGGCUCGUAAAGGUUCCAAAGUAUCUCUCUGAAAAAUGGUCCAACACCCGAGGAGGAAGUGAACUUGGACGGUUAAAGAUAAGUCGGCCAAAAUUUGUGGGAGCAAAACAAGAAGUUCUCUUCACACUGCCAGAGGCCACUGUAGCUGGGGACAGUAUUCCGAGAGAUCACAAAUUUGCAAUAACUAAAAUCGGAAACCAGAAUUUGUCAGUUCUUAGUGAAACCGGUACAAAUACAGAAGAUUCUACAACCACUGUUGCUAUAACAGGGAAAGUCAUUCAGAGAGCAGAAUGUCGACCAAUAGCGGGUGACCGUUAUAUGGAAUUAAAAAAAAAGGCUCUUGAGAUGAGUAACAAACCGCAGAUGGAGGUGAAGGUGUUAGACAAGGCAGUGGUAAAUUACAAACCAAAGGCAAACCAUGCCUUUAAUCGAGAAUGGGACCUCAAGAAGAAAGAGGAAGGAAAAAGGUCAAGGACAGAUAAAGAUAAAGUUCUGGAGAUGUUGUACAAUGCUUUUGAGAAACACCAGUACUACAAUGUUAAAGAUCUUGUCACUAUCACUAAGCAACCAAUUACAUGGCUAAAAGAGAUUCUGAAGGAGAUCUGUAAUUACAACAUGCGGGCUCCUCACAAAAACAUGUGGGAAUUAAAGCCAGAAUAUAGACAUUAUACUGCGAAAGAAGAUGAUACGUGAAAAUAAUUCAAACAAGAUCCUUUAAAUCAUCGGUCUAUAAGACAUAGGGCACCCUUUAAGUGACACUUGAAAGUAACACCCAGGGCCCUUUAAAUCAUUUGUCUAUAAGACAUAUGCGACCCUUUAAAUGAAACGUGAAGGUAAUACACGCAGGGCCUUUUAAAUCAUUUAUCUGUAAGACAUAUUGGAACCUUUGGGGAUACUUUAGAGUAAUACACACAGGGCCCUUUAAAUCAUUUGUUUGUGAGAAUCUAUCAAGUCAUACUUGCAUGAUAGUUUAAACCAUUAGUUUAAGACAUAGGGGACCCUUUAAAUGAUACUUAAAAGAAAGGGCCCUUUAAAUCAUGUAAGGCAAAUAUGGGGCCCUUACAAACAUGGCCUUUAAAUUAUUUAUAUGUAAUACAUGGUACCCUUUAUACUUGAAAGUAACACACUCAAACAUUGGGCCUUUAAAUACCUGUUAGCGUAAGAUAUAUGGGUCCCUUUAAGUGGUAUUAGAAUGUAUUACACACAGGGUCCUUUAAAUUGUGUGUUUGUAAAAUGCAUUUGACGCUUUAAGUCAAUAUGCUGUCACAACACUUGGGACUCUAUGGAGAUAUAUGUCACAUGAAAUAAGUAAUACAUACAUGAUCCUUUAACAUUUGUCCAUAAGCCUCAUGUUACCCUUUGAUUCCUUCUGUUUCGUGACUAAUUUCAAGGC